AAAAAGCAAGGUUGCGGAGUUCAUUUUUUUUUUUUUUUUUACAUCAACUAAAGUUCCAAGAGAAAAAUGAACAUUCUUUUCUCUUUCACUUUCCUGAUUUUAUUCUUACAAUGUACAUUGGCUCGUAUUCAGGUUCCUCCAUUAACUUCUGCUUGUGAAACUGUAUCUGAAAACUACUUGUUAUCCAACUGUACUAAAAGUGUAUACUUUACACCUGAAUGCCAAUGCAAUAGUCCUUCUUGGUUGGGAAGUUUAGCUCUCUGUAUAUCUGACAAUGACGAAAAUGACCUUGGUGAACAACAACGUUAUUGGUCUUAUGUACAAUCGUUUUGUGUUACCUUACCAGAUUCUUUGGCAAAUACUGUUUCUAUGCAAUCUAUUUUGACCAACGCAACAAACAAUGUGAUUCCUGUACCUGCCAAUGCAUCUACUGACAUUAUUUAUGCUCCCAUUCGGUUUCCAAAAGAAGACGUUUUAGCUGUUGUGAAAACAGUCAAUGAAUUCAAUAAGCAAUUACAAUAUGGUAUUGACUAUGGUGCUGCAACUUGUGCUUUUGUAUUUGGUGUUUUGGUAUUAGGUAUGCUCAACAAUCUAUUCCACCAUUCCUUUACUUGGCGAUAUACUUCAACAAAACAAAAACCUUUACCACCUUCAUCGUCAUGGAUGAAAUCAAUACGUCGUCAUAUUAUCAAUCCUUCCCUUUUCUUCAAUGGUGUACAUUUACAGAACGCUUCUUGGUUUGGUAUCUUGGUCAGCUAUCCUACUCGAUUGGAAUCUAUUAUGAUUUUCUUCUUCGUGGUGCUAAAUGUUAUCCUAAUCUUUCCCAAUUAUGACCUGUUCUUAGAAAAUACGUAUUGGCCUGAUGAUCUUUCUGCGCAACUUGGUAGAUACAUAUCAGAUCGUUCUGGUGAAAUGGCUUUUGCUCAAUUGCCUAUGGUAUAUUUAUUUGGUGGAAGAAAUAAUAUCUUGAUUUGGCUGACAGGUUGGAGUUAUGAUCGCUUCAUUGUAGCUCACAAAUGGGCAUCAAGGAUGAUGAUGUUUCAUGCUAUUGUGCACUCUGCAGGAUAUACUUGGUGUGGAGUUCAUGUCAGUUUUGAAACAUAUAAAUCAUAUUUCCAGGAUCUUUAUUUUGUUUGGGGUGUGGUUGCUACUGUACUUGGUGGAUUCAUACUUUUACUUGCCUUACCAAAUCUUCGACGGUCUUGUUAUGAUUUAUUCUUAUAUAUUCAUAUUAUCCUUGUACUACUAUUUACGGUUGGUUGUUGGUAUCAUGUCAAGUUGUUGGAUGAUCAAGAAAAUUUGAUGUGGCUUUACGCUUCUAUUGCUAUUUGGGCAUUUGAUCGUGUGGCUCGUUUCGUUCGGGUGGCAUAUUACAAUAUUAUGUUAGCAACUGGUCAUCGAUUGUUACGCAAAGUCAAGGCAGACAUUCUUCCUGGUACUGAUUGUAUUCGAUUCCGUGUGGAAUCAAAUAAAGUUGGUUUAUCUCGUCGAGUUCCUGGUGUUUUUGUCUAUAUCUAUGUACCACAAGUUUACUUUUGGCAAUCUCAUCCUUUCACAAUUGCUUCAUGGCAUCAACCAUCUUUGGACAAGCAAUCCAUCAUUCCAAGCGAUGCAGGCUUUUAUGGAACUACUGCCAUUACCAGUCCUACAAACAUGGACAACAAAAAAACAGUAUUAUCUUCAACGUCCAAUUCAAGUAUUUCUACUUCCAGCAACACAUCAUCUUCUUCUUCCUCUGAUCAUACUUUUGAUCUUUUGAUACGACCUCAGCAAGGCAUGACCAAGAAAUUAUACGAAACAGUUCAACAAUUAGGCCCUGGUGGUGGUGAUAUGUAUGUACUUAUUGAAGGCCCCUAUGGUCAUACUCACCCUGUUUUACAAUAUGAUACAGCGAUAUUGGUUGGUGGUGGUGUUGGAUGCACAGCUACGGUACCUUAUUUACAAGAAGCAGUUUACAACAUGAAUAAAAUUGCCACGCGACAUUUAGUUUUUGUUUGGGUAGUACAGCAAGACGAUCAACUCUGUUGGGCACAAAACGAUAUUCAAGAUUGUCUAUCUCAUGUCAACGCCAAAAAGAAGCAACAGACAGCAAUAGGUGAAGAAGACUCUGCUUCAAAGGAAUCAUCAUUUGUUCUGGAUGUAUCUAUCUAUGUUACUAGAUCUACACGGGUGGAAAUUGAUGGGGAUGGCAAGAUAAAAAAAAAUGAACAACAAGAAGGCCUCACUAUGACUUUUGGUACUCGACCUGACUUAGAUAAGCUACUUGGACAAUAUAUUGAAAUGGAUCAAGGCUCUGUGGCGUUAUUACAUUGUGGUCCUGACCGUAUGAGUGAUCAAAUUCGACAUAUUAGUGCACAUCAUGGUAUUGCUUAUUUUGAAGAAGCCUUCAAUUGGUGAUUUGUUUUUAUUUAGAUAUUAUGUCCAUUUUUUUAUUCUUUAUUAUUAUUAAUCUAUCUAUGCUUAGUUUUUUUACGUUAUUAUACUCUAUAUUUUUAUAUAUUAUCAUCACUUUGUUACACUAUUACACUUUAUAGAUCAUCAUCCAUCACUUUGUUACAUUAUUAGUUCAUUUUUUAGACAUACACCAUUAAAGCAUAUUCUUUUAUCC
Halteromyces radiatus is the source of this 2608-nucleotide messenger RNA. RefSeq names its product ferric reductase like transmembrane component-domain-containing protein. Gene Ontology annotation, biological process: iron ion transport; copper ion import; intracellular iron ion homeostasis. Gene Ontology annotation, cellular component: plasma membrane. Lineage: Eukaryota; Fungi; Mucoromycota; Mucoromycetes; Mucorales; Cunninghamellaceae. The transcript is spliced from 2 exons. Gene Ontology annotation, molecular function: ferric-chelate reductase activity. The record is from RefSeq and is a predicted model, not a curated record. Bases 67 to 2397 code for a protein of 776 amino acids.